Austrofundulus limnaeus is the source of this 2542-nucleotide messenger RNA. It is a transcript of the gene mbtps2, whose product is annotated as membrane-bound transcription factor peptidase, site 2. Bases 249 to 1751 code for a protein of 500 amino acids. The transcript is spliced from 11 exons. Gene Ontology annotation, cellular component: membrane; cytoplasm. The record is from RefSeq and is a predicted model, not a curated record. NCBI's taxonomy places the organism in Eukaryota, Metazoa, Chordata, Actinopteri, Cyprinodontiformes, Rivulidae. Gene Ontology annotation, biological process: membrane protein intracellular domain proteolysis; regulation of response to endoplasmic reticulum stress. Gene Ontology annotation, molecular function: metalloendopeptidase activity; protein binding.
UUGGUUGCUAAAUACAAAAGAGAAGAAGAAAAAGAAGCAGAGGAGGACCGGUGGAUUUUGUCUCUGAAACCAAACCCAUCAGUGUGUCUUCUUUGUGCUUCUCAUUAAAUAACAGCAACAAAAACAUGUCGACAUUUCUGCGCAGUUUUAAACACGUUUGAUUACGGCAAGCUGCGUGGCGGAGGGAGCGAUGAAGGCGUUGUUCGGUUCGAUGGUUCCGCGGCGAGUCUUCUGACAGCCUCACCAUCAUGAUCCCCGUGUCCCUGCUGGUGUGUGUGGUGGCUGGCUGGUGUGCUGUCUAUUUGGCUGACACACUGCUCAAGUCCUCCGUCACACACAGGAUCAGCUAUGAGUCAUGGCUCGCCAGUCGAGGGCUGAUGGUGUCUCCUUUCCACAUGAGAUGGCAGACCACGAUGUUCAACCGACUGUUUGCCUACUGUGCCCGCAUCAACCCCCGAGUCCUCUACAUGUGGUUCAACAGCGGUCUUGUGUUUGGUAUCGCAGCCAUGGUGGGAUCAGUGAUUCUGCUGAUAAAGACCCUGCAACAGACGUACGCUCAGAUGACCACAGACAACCCUCGGAUAGGCGGUCAGCAGGCUCUGCAGGUGGUGGUCCCAGGUGUCAAUCUGCCCACCAGUCAGCUGGCCUACUUCUUCYUUGCUCUGCUGCUCAGUGGAGUAAUACACGAGCUGGGCCACGCUGUGGCAGCAUUGAGGGAGCAAGUGCGAGUAAAUGGUUUUGGGAUCUUUGUGUUCGUGUUGUAUCCAGGUGCAUUUGUGGACCUUUUUACCACUCAUCUGAACCUUAUAUCACCCARGCAGCAGCUCCGCAUCUUCUGUGCAGGCGUGUGGCACAACUUUGUUCUGUGCGUGGCAGCACUGGCCAUCCUCUUCCUGUUGCCGGUCUUUCUGUUUCCCAUGUACACCACUGGAGUCGGGGCGCUGGUUACUGAGGUUGUUCAGGGUUCUGCAGCUGAUGGACCCAGGGGUCUGUCAGUCGGGGACAUUGUGAGAGGGCUGGAGGAUUGUCCUGUGAGGAGAGUUGAGGACUGGACCAACUGCCUGUCUCAWCUCUACCGCACACCACAGACAGGAUACUGUGUCCCAGCAGCCAGCCUACAGCCCAGCUGGGCUCAUGGGCGACCUUUCAAGCGCCUGGACGGAACGAUCGACUGCUGCCGCAAUAACAGCUUGACGGACCUCUGCUUCUCCUACAUUAAAUCACAGGGCAGGAACAACAGAGAAAGAGAGUACGCCUGUAUGCCCGUGCGCAAAAUGGUGACGGGCACGCGAGUGUGUCACACUGACGAUGACUGUUCCGAACACGCCGCCGCCGCCGCCAGCGUUUGUGUCACUCCCUCUCUGGAGAACCAGACACGGUUCAUUCGUGUCACACAUCCUCCCAACACACACAUGCUGUUUGUCGGGUAUCCACCCCACCUGCAGCAUGCAGUAAGUCUGACCAACUUUGUACCCCGCUUUGGUUUUCUCCACUUGGACCUGCCCGUAUUCUUGGAGACCUUUCUCAAAUAUGUGGUCUCCCUCUCUGGUGCAUUAGCAGUUGUCAACUCCGUGCCCUGCUUCGCUCUGGACGGUCAGUGGAUGCUGAACGCCUUGCUGGAGGCCACACUAGUGACCAUAGUAACAGAUCGUCAGAAACGCGAGCUGAUCGGUUUCUUCCUCUUGCUGGCGGGCAGCGCCCUGUUAGCAGCCAACGUGGCACUGGGCCUGUGGAUGGUCACGGCACGGUAGCAACRGCGGCGUUCUUACCCGUCAAGACGGAAGUGAACGGCAGCGACCUCUGUGCAGAGGAUGCGUGACAUCUCAGGYUGCUGUUACGCACGCGUGGACCAAUAAACUGUGAAACAUACAGGGAACAGACUGCAUCACCCAGCAGUGCUGCUACUUUCUGCGGACUUUUAAGCAGAAAUUCGCUCAUCCUUUAAAUAGUUUCUGGACCGACACUGAAAACUCUCUUCCACCUUGUUGCCACUGUCAAUACAGAAGCACAUACACAAAACCAGUAAUGCACAAGAUGGCUGUUCACAAAAACACGUUUGAGUAUUUUAAAAUUUGUGAAGCGUUCAUGUUUCGAGGUGAGGAAAACCUGCAUUUUAUGCUGCAGUUUGUUGUUGCCAUGAAACAGAAGUUUUGAGAAAAUUUGUGUAAUGAAGAUGAUGAAAUUUGUUCAAACAAACUUUUUUUAAACCAUAAUUUUUUUCUGAAUGUUUGAGGCAGUUUUCUGAUCUGCAUGACUUUUCACUGUUGGGAGAYUUGCACUAAAUCGACAUGAAUUACCUUGAUUUGCUGAAAGAACCUCUGUCCAUUUCAGCAAACUAAGAGGUGGGUGUUGUACAGAAUUACUGAGUCAAAUCAAGUGUCUUUAUCCUUUUCAGGCAUUACAACAGGAAAAUAACCUUUUGUGCUCACACUUUCCUGAAUUUUCUGAAAUCUUUGUGGUUACUUGACCUGCCACUGUCUUCUGCUGUCUGGUUAACAGGAAAUUUGUCAAAAUUGUGAAAUAAAAUGCCUUUUUUCCCCUC